AUGACCGAACCCACAAGCACAGAAGGUCCUACGGCAGAUACGUCAGAAACAGUCUCCCCGUCCGCCACAGCCGUUGCAACAACGUCCACGCCCACCGAGACACCCUCCACAACCAAUCCCAAAGCCGCCCUCGCCGCGCGCAUGGCCCGCUUCAAAGCCCUACAAUCCCAGAAAGAGUCCGGCCGCAAACAGACCGAAGCCGAGCUCCGCGCCGCCGAAGACCGUCCUGCGCGUCUCGCCCAACUCAGCAAACUGGAAGCUGCGAACCAAAAAGCCACAUACAAGCUGCUCAAAGCCGACGACCCUGACUUCGAGCGCAAGCGCAACUGGGACUACACCGUCGAAGAGAGCGAAUCCUGGGACAAGCGGCAAGCGAAGAAGUCGCGGAACAGGGAUAAUGUCAGUUUUGCGGAUUAUCGGGGUGAGGCGAAUAAGGUGUAUAAGCGGCAGGUGAAGCAGAUGGGGGAGAAGGAUCUGGAGGAUUAUGCGAGGGAGAAGGGUGAGAGGCUCCAGAGGCAGGUGAGGAUGGGGUUGUUAAGACUAGUUGAAGAGGGCGGCGAGGUCUUCACAGUAGAUUCGGAAGGGAGGGUGAAUACGCCGGUCGAGGAGCUAUAUGGGCACGACCACAAGCCGAGCAAGGAGGCUGUCGACAAACUUGUGGAAGACCUUGAGAAGGGCGAGAGAGCACGACUGAAGGCCCGGGCGGCUAGAGGGAUUAAUGACGACAGCGGCGAUGUCACGUACAUCAACGAGAAGAACAAGCAGUUCAACGAGAAACUGUCGAGGUUCUAUAAUCGGUACACGACCGAGAUACGGGAGAGCUUCGAGCGAGGAACGGCGAUUUGA
Molecule: messenger RNA, 846 nt
Organism: Didymosphaeria variabile
Lineage: Eukaryota; Fungi; Ascomycota; Dothideomycetes; Pleosporales; Didymosphaeriaceae
Gene: syf2
Product: Pre-mRNA-splicing factor SYF2
Exons: 1
Coding region: 1-846 (281 amino acids)
Cellular component (GO): catalytic step 2 spliceosome; post-mRNA release spliceosomal complex; Prp19 complex
Source: RefSeq, a predicted model, not a curated record